Molecule: messenger RNA, 1032 nt
Organism: Cydia pomonella (codling moth)
Lineage: Eukaryota; Metazoa; Arthropoda; Insecta; Lepidoptera; Tortricidae
Product: alpha-protein kinase 1-like
Exons: 1
Source: RefSeq, a predicted model, not a curated record
CAACAACAACAACAGCAACUUCAGCAACAACAACAUCAACAACAGCAACAACAACAGCUACAACAACAACAGCUGCAGCAGCAGCAACAAGAACAAAAUAAAUUAAUAGAAUAUGCCAAAAAACAACAGGAGCAGAAUGCAAAAAGCUAUGCUUAUAUUCGUUUUUUCUCAAAUCAAAAGCCAGAUAAUCUACAAAAAAUUCAGAUAUUCCACCCUGAACCUCAUUCUGUGAAUCUGGAUGAAGAGUUAAGUCUGCAAAAAGAAAAUAACAUAGAAAUUCAGCAAGAUCCUUUGCUGCGUCAGAAAUUUAAACUUAUCCCAUAUGAAUAUAUCGCGGAACAAAAUGUUCAGCAGAAAGUACGAGAUGACCUUAUCAAGCAGGGCCAAAAGCAAAUCCAACAACAGCUGUUUGUUCCUGCCGAAGAACCUUGGCGCCCCAUCAUUAACCCCCAAAAGGAAUAUCAACAGCAAUAUGCUCCACAAUUCACUAGUCCCACUAAGAACAUUGAUCUUGAGAAGAUAAUUCAGGAAAUUCAAUUAGAAAGAGAAGCAGCAAAAAUCCAUGCAGAAAAUAUUGCCAAGUCACCGCCUAUUGUUAUCCAUAAAGACAUUAGCAUAAUUAAACGGCGCCCUGUUCAUGUAAUCAAGCACGUGAAUAUUCCAUACCCAGCGCCGUUUUUCGUGCCCGUCCAAAAGCACGUAGAAGUCAAGGUACCCCAACCUUACGCGGUACCGGUAGAAAUUGUCAGACACGUUCCUGUGCCAAUAGUGAAGACUCAAGCAGUGGAAGUGGAAAAACCCGUGCCAUAUGAAGUGGAGAAACAUGUACCAGAAAUAGUCGAGAAAAAAGUCUUCGUCCCUGUCGAAAAACCUUACACCGUAGAACGCAUUGUUCCUGUUGAAGUUAGAAAAGAGAUUCCCGUUGCGAUCCCCGUCCAUAAACCGGAGAAGCUUACAGUUAUACGACAUGUCUGGAAACAUUAAUUUAUAGAUAAGCUAGUAUUUAAGUUGACUGUUUUGUUGAGGCUGAUU